Molecule: messenger RNA, 684 nt
Organism: Arabis nemorensis
Lineage: Eukaryota; Viridiplantae; Streptophyta; Magnoliopsida; Brassicales; Brassicaceae
Source: the annotation of a GenBank genome assembly
AUGGCAUUUGGUCGUUAUUCUCCUUCGUAUGAUUUUCAAAACGCUGCGUUUUGGCGCACCCUUCUCGGGUUACUUUGUAUACUUACACUUGUGCUUACGGGGGUCUUAACACCACCUGAAGAUCCUGUCAAGUGUGUGUCGGGAAAUACGAAUUGUACGGUUACAAACUCAUAUGGAGCUUUCCCUGACCGCUCCACUUGUCGAGUCGCCAACGUGGCAUACCCAACAACCGAAGCCGAGCUCGUAUCUAUCGUGGCUGCCGCCACUAAAGCCGGACGGAAAAUGCGUGUAACCACUCGAUAUUCCCAUAGCAUCACUAAGCUCGCGUGCACGGACGGAACCAACGGUUUGCUCAUUAGCACAAAGUUUCUAAACCACACGGUUCAAGCCGAUGCAAGAGCCAUGACCUUGACGGUUGAGAGCGGCAUGACGCUUAGGCAGUUAAUCGCUGAAGCAGCUAUGGUUGGAUUGGCGUUGCCUUAUGCACCGUAUUGUGCGGUCCAUGAUUAUGUGACCGAGAUCAGGAUGGUUAGUCCUGGCUCGGUCAACGAUGGGUUUGCAAAGGAUUUCGCGGAUCAAGCCGUGACUUUUGGAGAAAAACAUGAGUUUGCAGAUUUAUUAUGGUUACCGAGCCAAGGAAAAGUCGUGUAUCGAAGGGAUGACCGAGUGGCAGUCAACACAUGA